AUGCUGCAUACUUUUCUUAUACUGGAUGGACAUCCGGAUACAUUUGCUACAACGAGUAGACUGGAUGAUAAAAAUAUAGAUCCAACGCUCAAAGUGCCAUACUUUCCUCUAUGGACGAGUAUGGUGUCGAGCUCGUUAGAAUUUUGUAGAAUCGUCUGGGAAAUUCAAUCCAGCCAGCCCUAUCUUAUUAACGUCCUUGUAGCCAACAAGCAGCCGAUCGUUCUUAAUCACGUAGAGCAGCAAAACACCACCACACUCGAAAGACAGUUUCCUCAUGCUCAACCGAGAGAAUGUUCUCCGGACGACAGACUGCAAAAAUGCAUUGAAAAAGCACUUGCGCUCUAUGUACAACACCAUCAGCAGGACAAUGUCACUUUACGACGAUGCCGUGUGAUCCUGUUGACACUUGUCAAGGAGGCUUCAGAAAAACCCUUCCAGUUAAGUCAUGUUCAGGUCGAUGUCCUACGUCUACUACCCUAUGCAAACACACCAGGAACAGUUUUAGAACACAGCAUUCUCUCAAAACAGAUAUCAUCAGAAAUCACCAUGUCUGUAUAUACCCUUCCCAACCAUCAACAUAGUUUAUUGCAUGCGAUGCGUCAUUUAGCACAACUGUAUUAUAACAUUAACACCUUACAUAUCACCAAUAUACCCAUGAAGUCUUCAACAGCACAACAGCAAUCAACACAUACUGUCACAUUUUACUAUCAAGCCAAUGGAUCUCAUCUCAUCAAUCAACAAGCACCAUUGGCAAACCAAUAUAUACAUGAACCAGAUUAUCUCUCUCACAGAAGUCUGACUUUACUUUAUUUUAAACGUAGUAAGCGUGCUUUGUCAGCGACUCAAGUCUAUGUAGGGAUGACAACACAAGGCAGUAUUUCUUACCUUACAACCCCCAACCAAAGUCAUACAAACGAUUGGACACACAUGUUGAGGGUACAACCCCAAGGCAAUAAAAAAACCAUCUAUUUGCACUGUCUGAAUACCCCACUGAAACAACAAUUCACACAGGCUGAAAAUGAUAUCCUCGAUCUAUCAAGAGUAAAAACAGAAAAUGACCAUGACGAGGGCUUCCUCUCCUCGCUUCAUGGACCCUUAAAGCCCGAGGAGAAUCCCUUGAAAAUAGCAGAGUUGAUAGACACGAUUAUCCGUCCUAAUUUAUAUGACACUAUCCAACAAUUCAUAGAGGCCCCCCGAAAAGAUCCUUUAUGUAGACGGGUCAACAUCCAUCCACUGCGCUAUUCUCGUUACCUGCCUCUUAUCCAUUCCUCUGCCAUCCUCUCGGCCACCACCGACGACAGUGUCACCGCAACCACCACCCCUACCACUACCACCGCCACCACAAAAACGCCAUCCGCCAUGCAGACAAUGCGCUUUAUAGAAAAGGCAACACAGGAGGAGGAGGAGGAGGAGGAGGACGGUGCCACGUCGAUCGACGCGGCCUGGGAUCAAGUCAAACGUUAUGAAACCAUGUCACUAAGAGAAAGAGAAGAGGUCGCGAAAGGCAUUCUGCCUAGCAUGGUGAAACCAGAGAGAUACACCCAUCCACCACCCCUCCCUUCUUCAGCAGGAGGAGGAGGAAAAAUACGAUUCAAUCCGAAUUUUAGACCCAAAACGGACAUGGGGCCAUCGCCCUCGCCGCUGCCGCCAAAAUACCCAGACCCUUCUGUUGCCGUGCCCUAUUUAGACUUUGUUGCGCCCACGCUUGACGAAAAAGCAAAAGAAGAAAAGGAAGAGGAGGCCCGGUUGGGUAAGCCGGGUAACCUGCUGUGGUUGUAUUGGAAAAGUGACAAGAUAGGUAAACACGGACAUUCAGAAGAGGGUGAUCUGAUGGCCUCUGGUUCAGAACUGGUCUUCAAGAACAACCGCUGGAAACGGAUCAAGAAAGAAUUCCAUGGCCGUGUGGCCCAACCCGGAGAGAAAGGCGAAACUUUCUGA
Mycotypha africana is the source of this 1938-nucleotide messenger RNA. RefSeq lists its product as uncharacterized. Bases 1 to 1938 code for a protein of 645 amino acids. The record is from RefSeq and is a predicted model, not a curated record. Lineage: Eukaryota; Fungi; Mucoromycota; Mucoromycetes; Mucorales; Mycotyphaceae. The transcript has 9 exons.